Messenger RNA from Ostertagia ostertagi, 687 nucleotides. The record is from the annotation of a GenBank genome assembly. Lineage: Eukaryota; Metazoa; Nematoda; Chromadorea; Rhabditida; Trichostrongylidae.
AUGGUAGCGGUGUCGUUCGUUAUGUCGUCGCUUUCUCCGAUCCUAGCGGACAAGGGAAAGCAAGUGCUCGAGAUAGGACUUGGAGGUGGAAGUUUCGACAUGGGACUACAUAAAAUAAAGCCAGAAGUCAAUAUCACUGCCGUUGAGAUAGACCCAGCAGUUGUGAAAAUGGCAUUCAAAUGGUUUGAUGUUGUCGAUUCGGGUACCCACCACACGGUUUCGCAGGAUGGAGUGAAGUUUCUUGAAAACGCUAAUAGAGAAGGUGCCGAAGCCCACAGGUCGGUCGAUGGUCAAGCUCGGCGUGAGCAGAAGUACAGCGAACCUGUUUCAGGCACAGUGGUUGUUAACCUUGUAAUGGUCGACGAUUCGGCAUUCAGCCGAUUUCGGCAGAGUGAGGUGAUCAGGCGAUUUGAGGAAGUUUUCCCUCUUUGUGUAUUGAUGAAGUUUCCUUACGCGAUAUGCAGCUAUAACUGCCAAAGAGUACUGCGCAUCGCAUCGCCGAAUGUUUUGGGAUUGACAGCUAUCAGCAGACGAGCAGGCUCUCUUUAUCGUGCAAAUGAAAAUCAGCACAUUGGUCAUGAGGUGCCGAAUGACACUAAGAAGGAAAAAUCCGAAAAGGAAAAAAGAAAAAAUCAGGAAGAGAUUGAUAUGACCGGGACGCACCAACACAUUCGCGGCAAAAACUGA